AUGUCUGGAUACUAUCCUCCGAAUCACAACAUACCGCCUCAGUACUACAAUGUUAAUCCAAACGCGGUCCCAAAUCCCAACUUGGGGAAUGUCCCGCCAACGAUGACGCCAGACGGCUCUUACCCUUACGCCGCUCACGGCCUCCCAGAAAGCCCGGUGUACCAUGGAAUUCCCGGACCGUUCGUGCAGUACGGAGAACCGCAAAUGCAGCAGACCUACAUGAGCCAGUAUGAGGAUCUCUCCGGUUCCAUGGAUCCCGCGCAGGGUGGAAAUGCGCGCAUGAGACGUCGAACCGCUCCCGGCGACCAAGUGAAGCACCGAAGAACCCGCAGCGGAUGCUAUACUUGCAGGCAACGAAGAGUAAAGUGUGAUGAAGCGCAUCCAAUAUGCGAGAGAUGCCGGAAGGGGAACCGUGAGUGUGUCUAUCCAGACCUCUCAUCUAACCAAAAGACCGGUCGGAGCGGGUCCAAGUCUGGAAAGUCGUCCUCUGCGGACGAGGGCUCCUCUCCAGAGCAGCAAGAUGAAGAUGCGAAGGAACGGCUACCCGCAAUUCUCGACGAUGAAGAAGAGGACCUAGAGUCGGAUUCGGCGCAGCCGGGAAAGGGUCGGGACGCACGAGAAGCCUCCUCUGACACCCCAGCCUUAACCCUCGAUCGCAGCCCUUCGCCGUCCACGGAGACUUCUUCCACAACGACCGCUCCAGCUCCACGACCGCCGGUGUCACGAAAAGGAAGUUAUCAGAGCGCAAAGGUGGCAUCAUCCGGCAGGCCGGCUCCCAUACUGGCCAAGGACGUACAGUUUUAUCUCGACUACUUCAGGAACCAUAUGUCCCAUCACCAUUAUUCGUUGAAGCGCGAUGCCGGCAACUUCCUCAAGACCGACUUUCUGCAGCAAACGAUGAAAUACGAACCUUUACGGUACGCGGUCGUGGGCUACGCUGCUUACUUCCACACGCUUUCGCAACCAGGUGGUCAUAUCAACACCUUCCUGCAGUACUACAACGAAUCCGUCUCUCGCCUCCGCCUCUCCAUCACCAAGAACAAGAAGCAGGGCCUCGCAACUUUUCUGACCAUUCUGCAGCUUGCAGCCAUCGAGGAGGUACUCGGCGACUGGGUCAACCUCAUGGGGCACCAAAAGGCCGCCUACGAAAUGUUGACGCGGCUGUACACUCCACAGACGAUCGUCCAGUCCGAUUUUCUCCUGAAGGUUCUCCUGUGGUACAUUCGAUUCGAUCUCUUCGUUGGCUUCCAGUCCGGCGGAGAAGCUGUGCUUGACCGGGAGUGGUAUGUUGCGGUGCAUGAUUAUUACUCGCAGAAGUGCCGCGACAACCCCGACGACCUGACGCUGAAAUACGAGGAACGAUUUGCGCACUCUCGGCUUGUGGCCAAAGAUUCAAGCGACCUAUUUUCGCGCAAGGCGAAAGGUCUGAUCAGCGACGAAGCUUUCAUGGAACAACUACCAAAGUUGGACGAGAGGGUGAGGAGCUUGGACAAGAACAUCGACCCGGCACUCCUCGAAUCCCAGGACAAGAUCGAGAGCAUUCUCGGCUCACCCGAUCCUGAUGACAUCGUUAAUCCAUAUGAACCUGGUAUCCUCUGGGAAGGGCCGCGCUGGACCUCCAACUACCUUCUCCUCGACAUGUAUGGCAUCAUGCUCAUGUACAACAUCUCGAUUUCUAUGGCUAUGCGGAAACCUUUCGAUCCAGAAAUCGUUCAGAAAGCCUAUCGUGCAGUGCAGGUUUUCGAAGCGGUGUGCGCAUAUCCCAAUGCACCUCCCGGAGCAAUCAUCGAAGCGCAAGCGACCUGCGCAAUUGCGACAAUCUUCUUACCAAAGGACGCAAAGACGGUAAACUGGUGCCGCCGGAAUUUUGUUAAGAUAGAAUCAGCGGGAUACAUCUACUCCGAUGUCCUUCGGAACAGAAUGCUCGAAUCGUACGGGGUCGGUCCGUCGGAUUGGUGGUUACCCAACGAUGAGGGGUGCCCUCCUAUCAUCCGCUCUAUCAAGAAUUUCAUCCGGGACCGAACGACGGCACCAAAGGACCAGGUCUCCGAGGACCUGCGGGAGAUGAGGGGCAUCUUCAGCACGCUCAUCAUAUCAGAUUCCCCGCCGGAAGGCAGUCACACGCCUAUCGAGGGCACCGUAGGCGGCGCACCAACCCAUGUAGAUGAGACGCUCAUUUACACAGGCGGGUCUCCUGACUAUGAUUGGAAAUACUCUAGCGCAGAGGCGUACGGAUCAGGACCAUACUCCUCACAGUGA
This is a messenger RNA of Trematosphaeria pertusa, 2259 nucleotides long. RefSeq lists its product as uncharacterized. Gene Ontology annotation, biological process: positive regulation of transcription by RNA polymerase II. Gene Ontology annotation, molecular function: transcription cis-regulatory region binding; zinc ion binding; DNA-binding transcription factor activity, RNA polymerase II-specific. The record is from RefSeq and is a predicted model, not a curated record. NCBI's taxonomy places the organism in Eukaryota, Fungi, Ascomycota, Dothideomycetes, Pleosporales, Trematosphaeriaceae. Gene Ontology annotation, cellular component: nucleus. The transcript is spliced from 5 exons. The coding region runs from base 1 to 2259 and encodes 752 amino acids.